CUAACUCCACUUCUCCCUCCGUUGGCUCGCUACGGUUCUGUUGCCUCCGGCGGGAGCGGGGCCUCCCGGCGCCCCCUCAAAUCCCCGGCCUCGCCGCCUCCUCUUCCUUCUCUAAACGUUGCUCUUGGUUCAUGCUUUUUCAUUUUUAAAUUUAAUAACAUUUUUUCCUCACAACUUUUAACUUCGUUGUUUUGGCUGGUUUGGUUUCUGUGUGCUCAACUUGUGCUCGGUACUUUUCUCCUUUCUGACUUUGUUUUUAUUUUUAUUCUCUCUCUCCUCUCUCUCUCUUUCUCUCUCUCUCUCUCUCUCUCUCUCUCCCCCCCUCCCUCCUCCUCCUCUCCUCUUUCUUACCUCUCUCCCUCCCUCUCUCCUUUCUCUCAUCUUUAUCCCUUCCCCUCUUUUCUGUUCACCCUCUUCUCUCUGCUCUUUUUCCCUUUCCACCCCCCUCCUCUGUUCUCCCUCACCUCCUGCGCCCCCUCCCUCUUCCCGGGUUCUGACAGUACGAUGAGCUACCCCAUUACGGCGGGAUGGACGGAGUAGGGGUUCCCGCUUCCAUGUACGGAGACCCUCACGCGCCACGGCCGAUCCCCCCGGUUCACCACCUGAACCACGGGCCGCCGCUCCACGCCACACAGCACUACGGCGCACACGCCCCGCACCCCAAUGUCAUGCCGGCCAGCAUGGGAUCCGCUGUCAACGACGCCUUGAAGCGGGACAAGGACGCGAUCUAUGGGCACCCGUUGUUUCCUCUGUUAGCUCUGGUCUUUGAGAAGUGCGAGCUGGCGACCUGCACUCCCCGAGAACCUGGAGUGGCCGGCGGAGACGUCUGCUCCUCCGACUCCUUCAACGAGGACAUCGCGGUCUUCGCCAAGCAGGUUCGCGCCGAAAAGCCCCUUUUUUCCUCAAAUCCAGAGCUGGACAAUUUGAUGAUACAAGCAAUACAAGUCCUAAGGUUUCAUCUUUUGGAGUUAGAAAAGGUCCACGAACUGUGCGAUAACUUCUGCCACCGAUACAUUAGCUGUUUGAAGGGGAAAAUGCCCAUCGACCUCGUCAUUGAUGAAAGAGACGGCAGCUCCAAGUCAGAUCAUGAAGAACUUUCAGGCUCCUCCACAAAUCUCGCUGACCAUAACCCUUCUUCUUGGCGAGACCACGAUGAUGCAACCUCAACCCACUCAGCAGGCACCCCAGGGCCCUCCAGUGGGGGCCAUGCUUCCCAGAGCGGAGACAACAGCAGUGAGCAAGGGGAUGGUUUAGACAACAGUGUAGCUUCACCUGGUACAGGUGACGAUGAUGAUCCGGAUAAGGACAAAAAACGCCAGAAGAAAAGAGGCAUUUUCCCCAAAGUAGCAACAAAUAUCAUGAGAGCAUGGCUCUUCCAGCAUCUCACACAUCCGUACCCUUCCGAAGAGCAGAAGAAACAGUUAGCGCAAGACACAGGACUUACAAUUCUCCAAGUAAACAACUGGUUUAUUAAUGCCAGAAGAAGAAUAGUACAGCCCAUGAUUGACCAGUCAAAUCGAGCAGGUUUUCUUCUUGAUCCUUCAGUGAGCCAAGGAGCAGCAUAUAGUCCAGAGGGUCAGCCCAUGGGGAGCUUUGUAUUGGAUGGUCAGCAACACAUGGGGAUCCGGCCUGCAGGACCUAUGAGUGGAAUGGGCAUGAAUAUGGGCAUGGAUGGGCAAUGGCACUACAUGUAACCUUCAUCAUGUAAAGCAAUCGCAAAGCAAGGGGGAAGUUUGCAGAGCAUGCCAGGGGACUACGUUUCUCAGGGUGGUCCUAUGGGAAUGAGUAUGGCACAGCCAAGUUACACUCCUCCCCAGAUGACCCCACACCCUACUCAAUUAAGACAUGGACCCCCAAUGCAUUCAUAUUUGCCAAGCCAUCCCCACCACCCAGCCAUGAUGAUGCACGGAGGACCCCCUACCCACCCUGGAAUGACUAUGUCAGCACAGAGUCCCACAAUGUUAAAUUCUGUAGAUCCCAAUGUUGGCGGACAGGUUAUGGACAUUCAUGCCCAAUAGUAUAAGGGAACUCAAGGGAAAAGGAAACACACGCAAAAACUAUUUUAAGACUUUCUGAACUUUGACCAGAUGUUGACACUUAAUAUGAAAUUCCAGACAGCUGUGAUUAUUUUUUACUUUUGUCAUUUUUCAUCAAGCAACAGAGGACCAAUGCAACAAGAACACAAAUGUGAAAUCAUGGGCUGACUGAGACAAUUCUGUCCAUGUAAAGAUCCUCUGGAAAAAGACUCCGAGAGUUAUAACUACUGUAGUAUAAACAUAGGAACUAAGUUAAACUUGUACAUUUCUGUUGAUCACGCCGUUAUGUUGCCUCAAAUAGUUUUAGAAGAGAAAAAAAAAAUAUAUCCUUGUUUUCCACACUAUGUGUGUUGUUCCCAAAAGAAUGACUGUUUUGGUUCAUCAGUGAAUUCACUAUCCAGGAGAGACUGUGGUAUCUAUUUUAAACCUGUUGGGCCAAUGAGAAAAGAACCACACUGGAGAUCAUGAUGAACGUUUGGCUGAACCUCAUCACUCGAACUCCAGCUUCAAGAAUGUGUUUUCAUGCCCGGCCUUUGUUCCUCCAUAAAUGUGUCCUUUAGUUUCAAACAGAUCUUUAUAGUUCGUGCUUCAUAAGCCAAUUCUUAUUAUUAUUUUUGGGGGACUCUUCUUCCAAGAGCUUGCCAGUGAAGAUUUAAAGACAGAGCAGGAGCUUCUUCCGGGAGUUCUGAGCCUUGGUUGUGGACACAACAAUCUUAAGUUGGGCAGCUUUCCUCAACACAAAAAAAGUGAUUAAUGGUCAUUGAACCAUAACUAGGACUUUAUCAGAAACUCAAAGCUUGGGGGAUAAAAAGGAGCAAGAGAAUACUGUAACAAACUUCGUACAGAGUUCGGUCUAUUAAUUGUUUCAUGUUAGAUAUUCUAUGUGUUUACCUCAAUUGAAAAAAAAGAAUGUUUUUGCUAGUAUCAGAUCUGCUGUGGAAUUGGUAUUGUAUGUCCAUGAAUUCUUCUUUUCUCAGCACGUGUUCCUCACUAGAAGAAAAUGCUGUUACCUUUAAGCUUUGUCAAAUUUACAUGAAAAUACUUGUAUGAGGACUGUGACGUUAUGUUAAAAAAAAAAGGUGUUAAGUCACAAAAUGCGGUAAUAAAUAUUUCAUUUUUGAUUUUUUGUUA
Mandrillus leucophaeus (drill) is the source of this 3167-nucleotide messenger RNA. RefSeq names its product Meis homeobox 2 (gene MEIS2). Gene Ontology annotation, molecular function: RNA polymerase II cis-regulatory region sequence-specific DNA binding; DNA-binding transcription activator activity, RNA polymerase II-specific. The record is from RefSeq and is a predicted model, not a curated record. NCBI's taxonomy places the organism in Eukaryota, Metazoa, Chordata, Mammalia, Primates, Cercopithecidae. Gene Ontology annotation, biological process: eye development; animal organ morphogenesis; embryonic pattern specification. Bases 528 to 1694 code for a protein of 388 amino acids. The transcript has 12 exons.